GCUUCCCACGGACGCGCUGGCGGGUCGCACCGCCGCCAGAAGAGGGCAUUCGGAUCCCGUCUGAUUAAAAAAAAAAAAAAUCCAAGUGGCUGGGGCAUGCAGACGCGCGCGUUAACGCCGAACUUGCAGCGGAUAUUUGGAUAUCGGAGUAUUUCCCCCCAGUUUUUUGCCGUUUACUCCCGGAAAAGCGACGCGUUCCUCGGCCGCUGCGGUGCGCGCCACGCGUGGUGCGGACUGAGUAUCCCCCCCACCCCCCCUCUUUUUUGGUGUGUAGACGCCAGCGAGCUGCUGGGGAAGAUGCAUCUAAAUGCUGCUUUCUUGCAGGGGGAACAUCGCAUCCUGCCGAGGUAAACUUCUUCCCUGACGGGGUCUUUUUUUUGUAGGUCUUGGCUCUUGACGCGCGUUGAUGGCGCACUCGGAGGAGACUGCGCCUGCCGCAGCGGGGGGUUCUCUGGGGCGCCAACUUGGGUGUUUUUGCAGCAAAAACCAGGACGGGGAGUUUUGAAAUAUCAUCGAAUUAAAAAAAAAAAAAAUCCUCCUGGAAGUGCUCGGCUCGACGGGAGCGAUUGAAGCCGGACUAGAGGAGAGGAAACCGGGGGGGAGGGCAGGUGCGCUUGUGGAUUAGGACGGUACCUGUCCGUGGACAUGUCUACCAGGAUCCUGUGAAAUUACAGAAAACCUGUAGGUUGGACUGAACAGAUCUGCAGAGAUGGGCUGUGCUCUACAACGUCGUUGGCUUGUAGUCCAACUCCUGAUGCAGGUGUGGCUUGCAGCAAGCCCGGCUCUAACAGAUCGCCAAUGCCCAAAGAGCUGUCGCUGCGAUGGAAAAAUCGUGUACUGUGAGUCAAGUGCAUUCCGUGACGUUCCCAAGAACCUCUCAGGAGGAUGUGAAGGACUAUCGUUAAGGUACAACAGCAUCAUGAACCUUCGAGCAGGUCAGUUUGUCGGCCUUAACCACCUCAUCUGGCUUUAUUUGGACCACAAUUACAUCACAUCUGUGGAUGGGAUGGCCUUCCAGGGAGUUCGCAGGCUCAAAGAACUCAUCUUGAGCUCCAACAAAAUCACAUCUCUUCACAACACCACGUUCCAUCCUGUACCCAAUUUGCGUAAUCUGGACCUGUCAUACAACAAACUGGAGGCUUUGCAGCCCGGGCAGUUUCAAGGCCUUCGGAAGCUACUCAGCCUCCACGUACGUUCAAAUUCACUAAAGAUCCUGCCGUUACGUCUCUUCCAAGAUUGCAGAAAUCUUGAGUUUCUGGAUCUGGGUUACAACCGUUUGCGCAGUAUCACCCGGAACGCACUUUCAGGUUUAGUCAAACUCACAGAGCUGCAUCUGGAACAUAACCAGUUCUCAAAGAUAAAUUUUUCCCAUUUUCCUCGCCUGUACAAUCUGCGGGCACUUUACCUUCAGUGGAAUCGCAUUCGCUCAAUGAGUCAAGGCCUGACCUGGAUUUGGGGCUCUAUCCAAAAGCUCGAUUUGUCUGGGAAUGAUCUGUCAGAGCUAGAUGCUGUGAUUUACCAGUAUUUACCCAACCUGCAAACCCUAAAUUUGGACUCCAACAAGUUGACCAAUGUAUCCAAGGAGACAGUGGAUGCCUGGAUCUCUGUCACUACAAUCAGUCUGGCGGGAAAUGUUUGGGACUGCGGCCCAGCCAUUUGUCCUCUUGUAUCUUGGCUAAGAAAAUUCCGGGGUGCAAAGGAGACUACAAUGAUUUGUGCCUCUCCAAAGAGAGCCCAAGGUGAAAAAGUGAUGGACGCUGUUGAAGCCUUUGGUGUUUGUCAAUCAAACCCAGCGACGAUGCUCACAGCUAGCAUUCCUGCAACUCCAUACAGUGUUGUACAGCAGCCGGGAAAUCACCCAUCCAUUUUGGUAUUCCCCACUGGUUCUGGAAAGAAAACAGAAGGAUCUAUUAGGGGCCCAACGUCAUCAGCUGUUACCCAAAGUGUGGCACUUCCCCCAGAUCAAGACAUGGAGCCUGUGUCCUUCCACAAGAUCGUUGCUGGAAGUGUUGCCCUUUUCCUUUCCGUAGCUAUGAUCCUGUUGGUAAUCUACGUGUCAUGGAAGCGCUAUCCUAGUAGCGUCAAGCAAUUGCAGGAGAAUUCAUCGGCGGCUCGCAAGCGCCGCAAGAAGUCAAGGGAAACAGAACGCACCUUGAGCUCUCCCUUGCAGGAGUACUAUGUGGACUAUAAACCCAACAACUCCGAGGCCAUGGAUGUGCUGGUCAACGGCACCGGAACCUGCACUUACACCAUCUCAGGCUCCCGAGAAUGCGAGUGUCAUAACAGUGGGGUCGCAGCUUACUGCAAGGUUUGUUCUCCCGGGAUGCAAUCGGACUAUUCCGGACAAGGCUUGCAGGUUCCCCAUCAGAUGGGCGCACUGACCUUCUACCGAUACGAGCAGCCAAUCGUGGACUACUGCCAAGCCCACCAACCCCUGCGGUUAAACAUGGGCUACGAAGGACCCCCUCAAGGCCUGGAGGACCUUGGGCCGUGCGAGCGGGGGACCAUACAGACAGUGGCACUGCCGGCCCUGCCCACCGCCACCACCGUAGGACCCUCGGUGCCAGGGCCUCGAUCUCCCCCAGCCCUCAGACCACCGACCGACGCUCCCGGUGGAACGCUUCCCACUGAGCGCACCGGCACGCUAAAAUUUGGACGCUAGCGAGCCUUGAAACGGAUUACGACUUGAAAAGGACGGGGGGGCAGCUGAGCCGGGAUGUUCGUCGGGCCUUACGUUCUUAACACUACGGGAGCAUGAGAUCCAAAUUUAGAAAAUUAACGUCAGGUUUUAUUUCCCUCCUUAUUAUCGCCGAACUUUCGAUGGAUUAUUUUUUUUCAGAGGACCUGGUGAAUUUGGCGACUUUAUGAAAGUGCACUUGCUCUGGCUGAUAUCAAGCCCGACUAGAGUGCCAUGUCUUUUCACAAAUACAGUUAUUUCAUGAAGAAAAACAUUUUUGGAUCACUAAGCUCAUCUUUGUUUUAUUUGACUUUUUUCUUUUAAACGUGUAGUCAUUUCAUUAUUGUACAUAUCAAGCCAAAGAUUUGUUUUUUUUUCUUUUUCAUGUACAAACUGAGGGCAUUCUUUAAAAAAUCCCAUAGACAAAUCCAAUCUGUUUUUUCAAACAUUUUAGCAAUUAUGUUUUUUUUUUUUUUUUUUUAUACAUACCCCCGAUUAUAGCCCAGAAAUUUGCCAAGUGUUGUACAUAUUCUUACAAAAAAAAAAAAAAAAAAAAAAAGUUUGGCUUUUACCAACCGCUCACUGCCCCUUUUGGAGUCUCGUCUGGCCUACCUGACUAUUAGGAGAGCGCCACCUGUGGCGAUGUCGUGUUGAAGCGUGGGACGGACCUGCGGAUGAAACACGGCGAAAGUUGCUUAUCUCUGACUUGAGGAGCGGGAAAAACUCCACGAACAAGCAAUUUUUAUUUGUAUUUUUUCCUCCACUAACAAGCGAUGGUGCACCCUGGUGGCAACGGAUGGAACUGUGACCACAUGACCAGGUUGCAUCGUAACACGGGAAGUAUUUAUCUUUUCUUUUUUGAGGCGUGCAAAGAUGAUGUCAAGACAUUCUAUAGAAAGUCCGAAGUGGAAUCAAGUAGAAAUUAUUUAUCGUGUAUAUAGAAUAUGUUUAAUGAUGUAAAGGGGGAAAAUGCAAAAGAGGAGCCUUAUUUUUUUUUUUUCCCCAGCAAAAGUGGGGUCUAUGGGAUGUAAAGUGACGUUCAUACUGUAAUGAUGAAUAUUUUUCUAUUUGCUAUCACGCCAUCAACACUAUGCUGUUUCUUAAACCCCCGCCCCCAUCGUCGACAAAAAGUGCGGAAAUUUGAAAGCGCUAUUUUUUUGUGAGACGUGUCCAUGCUCCGGGUCGACCACCGUCGUCGGAGUUUACACCGAUAUUUAUAUUUUACGUGCUGUUUAGUUCGAUCACCGUUUAAAUGUUUGCACAAACCGCAAAAUCUUUACGAUGACAUGACAAAAAAGAAGGGUUCAAACCCACCCUGCCCCCCCACCCCCUCAGUGUACAGUACAUUGCAUUAAAAAUAAAUGAAAAAAAAAUGAAAAAACACACACAAAAAAAAAAAGUUGGUCCACUGGUAUGGUCGCUUCUUAGUGCUGGUGGGGUUUGCUUUUGUAAAAGCAGCUAUCUUUUAUAAUAGGAGCGCUCUGAAUUAUGUCCAUACGGUUUACUGUCCUGCCUUGCUCGAAAGCUAACUCCUUGCCUCUUGUUGACCUGUUUAAUGAGUUCUCCCUGCAUGCUCGGGGUCCUAUAUCUUGUCAGGGGGGGAGAAAAAAAUAAAUAGAAGAACUAGUAGAAUUUGCUUGCUUGUCCGUUUGGUCGGUAUCCCCUAGAACGGACAGGAUUGUCAGCUUCAAACAUCGAUGACAUCUAUUAAACAAGACAAGAAGCAAGGAAAGAAACAGAGACAGGGUUCAAUAUUGCUGAAUUUGAGGAGAGACGUGGCAACUGUACUCUGUGUACAGUCUUCCACCACGCUCUGACGGAAAAAGUUCUCUUUUAUUUGGACACUCCCUGUUUUACACAACAACAUCUGGGAGGUAUGUAAACAGCUCUUGUUUUUGGUAAGGAUUGAAGACAAAAGAAAAAGAUGCCUCGGGCUUGGGCUGGUCCUGGAUUCAGCUUGAGCAGGUCUUUGAUGACAAUAGUUAACCCCUCACCCUCACCCGUCUCCUCCCAUCGUACACGAUGGAAUUUUCCAAGCCUUUGCUGUUCAUCGGGAACUCAGAACGGAAGUUUUUUUGGAUGAUUUACAUACAAUUUUUCUGACAACCAUAUAUAAAAAAAACAUGUUAUCACGCAUCGUCACAUGUUUUCAAACUACAGGUAAGGUUGUUUAGGAGAAUUGUACAAAUUCAAGAAUGGAGCUUUUAAGUCAAAUGUCCUUCUCCCUGGUAGAUGUGCAUGCAACUUAAAAAAGGUCCAUAAGACUUUUUAAUAAUGUUCUAGCAGUAAUGUGUAUCCUCGGAGCCCGUUUAGGACCAUCAGACCUGAGAACUAUAGGAACAUCUCUCUUACCUGUGCUCCACUUUUGAGGAAAGAAGGGUUUGAUAUGACAUCACAGAAGAUGGCGCUAACUGUUUUAAUGAAAUUCAGACUUUACUUCAAUCAAAACCAGAUCAGCUUCCCCUCAUCCGUGGCUCGAUAGUGCAACAACAAGGCAGAAAAUGUGUCCUGUGGAAAAUAACGUCCGACUGGAAAUCUCUAAUAACUAAAGUUCCUUGGGUGAAUAAUGUAAGCUCACCACACCGAUAUGUUUUAGCCUCUGACCCGGUAUCCUGGCUAGACGUGCUCCCCGUUGGAAUUCAUUGAAAGACUUCCACAUGAGUGCAAUUAUUACAUUAAACUCUUUUUUUAUUGCUGUUUAAUGAUAUAUUUAAAAAUUAAUCCGAAUACCGUAUUUUACGUACCAUAGGGCGCAAUGCCGAUGAACGGGUCUAGUCAGGCAGGCACACCUGAUUAUAGGGCGCAUUAAAGGGGUCAUAUUAUUAUUAUUUUUUUUUCUAAAUGUAAAACUUGUGGUCUACAUAACAUGUAAUGGUGGUUCUUUGGUCAAAAUGUUUUAUAGAUUAUGUUUUACAGAUCAUCUUUCUGACAGUCGCUUCAGGAUGCCCGGUCUUAUUUACGUGGCUCACCAUCGCCGGCGUCUUCUCCCCGUCAUCUUUGUUGUAGCGGUGUAGCGUGCAAGGACGGGAGUGGAAGUGUCAAAAGACGGAGCUAACUGUUUUAAUGACAUUCAGACUUUACUUCAAUCAAUAACGAAGUAACAUCUCCUCAUCUGUGGCUCACUAAUGCAACAACAAAAAUAUUUCUGACUGGAACUCUCUAAUAACUAAAGUUCCUUGGGUGAAUAGUGUAAACUCACUACACCGGUAUGUUUUAACCCUUUCAUGCCGAGUUUAUUGACAGAUAUAAGUAAGAACUUUACAGUACUUUAUAUUAGAAAUGUCAACUUCAAAGGAUGAAUAUCCCAUAACAAGAAGAUAGAGAAAAAGAAGAAGCUUAUCGACUAUGAAGUCGCUACGGACUCCAAAGUUGGACCUGCGCAAAUUUUCAGGACUCAUGCAGACCUCAAAUACACAUUAGCAGGCACCAGAAGGUAAGAAAAGUUGUUUUUGCAUAAUAUUGUGAAACAUAACUCCAGAUAAUAUGUCUGCAAAUGGGUGCCAUUGUGUGGCCCUUAUACACACACCAUAGUUCUACUUGUAUCUCUGACUACGGUAGCCAUAAUGGAUUGACAAUCCCCCAAGUGGUGAGGCUUCGAAGUCAUACUGAAACCUUUUGCCAGAUUUUUGAGCGCCGUGUGUAAAGUGCUUUAUUUUAAAUGGGCCAUUUUAAAGUUAUGUUGUUGUUUACUGGCGUCAUACUGCAGUCUACACUUAUCACUUAUGUGUGACUGCCAUCUACUGGUCACACUUAUCAUAACACCAUGUACCAAAUAAACUUGCUUCCAGGUCGGUAAGCAAAACCAGAAUUAUUCCGUACGGUAAGCGCACCGGGUUAUAAGUUAUAGUCGAGUUUUGAGACAAAAAAAGGGAUUUUAAGUGCGCCUGAUAGUUCGAAGAAUACGAUAAAUAUGAGCGGAUGCAGGGAGAGCAUGAAGUCCAAUGGGAAACACAUCUCGCCAGAACAUGGGUCCUACUUACUACUUUUCGUGGGACGUCGGAUUCAAAUCUUAAAACAAAGUCUGGAACACAAACUCCCAGCCAGUAAGCAGCAGCUCUACCGUAAAGUGUCAGUUUUCUUCAUUUAACCGAGCCAGGGAAAAUUUGACUGUAAUGUUAGCGCUAUAACUCACAUUCCUCAAUCUGUAAUACGGCAUAUAAUGUGUUGGACAAGUGCAGAGUUACAGUGGACAAUCAAACCACGAUUUGUAGGACUUGGCCCAAACUUUGGCCCAGUUUCCUUAUACUGUCUGAGUUAUCACACAGCCAAACAUUGUGCCGUAGUCCUCGUUAUCAUUGCGGGGAAUCCAGCACCCAAACAAUCAUGCGUGUUGGUAAAUCUUUGUUUUUAUUUGAGUACAACUGGAAGACUAAGGCCAAAACCAAGCACCUCUUUUUUAAUGCAAGAAAAAUGUUCUCCCAAGUUUUGAACUGAACUGCUAGUGUUGUCAUUCCUGGGUCAGCUUGUGCCGCCAACUGACAGAGUAAGUCCACAUCUGUCAUUGAAUUCUUAACCAAUCCAUCCAUCUUCUUCCACAUAUCCGAGGUCGAGUCGUGGGGGAACCAGCCCAAGCAGGGAAGCCCAGACUUCCCUCUCCCCAGCCACUUCGUCCAGAUCCUCCUGGUGGAUCCUGAAGCGUUCCCAGGCCAGCCGGGAGACAUACUCUUCCCAACGGGUCUUUCCCCAUGGCUUCCUACCAAUUGGAUGCGUCCUAAACACCUACCGGGUGGCAUCCUGACCAGAUGCCCGAACCACCUCAUCUGGCUCCUCUCCAUGUGGAGGAGCAGCGGCUUUACUUUGAGUUCCUCCCGGAUGGCAGAGCUUCUCACCCUAUCUCUAAGGGAGAGACCCGCCACACGGCGGAGGAAACUCAUUUCGAUCGCUUGUACCCGGGAUCUUAUCCUUUCGGUCAUGACCCAAAGCUCAUGACCAUAGGUGAGGAUGGGAACGUAGAUCGACCGGUAAAUUGAGAGCUUUGCCUUCCGGCUCAGCUCCUUCUUCACCACAACGGAUCGAUACAACGUCCGCAUUACUGAAGACGCCGCACCGAUCCGCCUGUCGAUCUCACCAUCCACUCUUCCCCCACUCAUGAACAAGACUCCUAGGUACUUGAACUCCUCCACUUGGGGCAGGGUCUCCUCCCCAACCCGGAGAUGGCACUCCACCCUUUUCCGGGCGAGAACCAUGGACUCGGACUUGGAGGUGCUGAUUCUCAUUCCGGUCGCUUCACACUCGGCUGCGAACCGAUCCAGUGAGAGCUGAAGAUCCCGGUCGGAUGAAGCCAUCAGGACCACAUCAUCUGCAAAAAGCAGAGACCUAAUCCUGCGGUCAGGAAUUCUUAACCCAUUUCCAAAAAAUGUGGAACUUGGUCAGAGUUGUAUAAACAAUCCCACUUCUUAAUUGGGUUGCUUCAAUCUGCUUGUGCCUGACAGAAUAAAAGAUGACCUCAGUUUCCAAGGCGGUUUAAAUAGAUGCAGCCUUCUUUAUUAGCUUUGAAAGGACCCUAAACUCUGCCCCUCGCCGAUCAAUUCAAAUCUCGCAAAUGAAAAGAAAUGUAAUGAGCAAAAUCUGUUGCUUGUUUUUAUCGUGCAUUUAUUUCCCCGUGGAAUGCAUGCAGGCUUGGCACUUAAUGACGCAUGUUUGAGCUGAACUUCAUGGCUGUCUGUGCAAGCCCUGCACAUCUGAUUUUCUGUCUCUUUAGCCUUUGUUUGGUUACGGUUUUAUGCACAGCCAGCUUCUCCGUGUUCAACUAUUUGCAUUUAGGCUCACGGUCCAACCGGGGAGAAAUUGUUUCCGCCGUUCUUAUUUUUUCCGCUUCUGGUUGGGGUGAGGAAAAGGUCCGGAGGAUUGCAUUGAGAGGGCUGCUUUUACCGGGCUUUUUGCUCCAAAAGGAAGAGCUAAGUUCUUAACUCAAAAAAAGGGGAGGUAAGGGAAAGCUAUUGUAGGGAGAGAUACAGUGCAUACAAUCCAGAGGACAAAUGGGUGAGUGCAAGUGCAUUAGCUCUGUCACAAUAGAAGCUUUGUCGGGCUUUAUUUUAUAGCUACAUAAAGAAGAUAAACAGCUUCAGAUGCACACAAAGAAACCAUCUUUAAAGGCCUACUGAAAUGAGAUGUUCUUAUUUAAAUGGGGAUAGCAGGUCCAUUCUAUGUGUCAUACUUGAUCAUUUUGCGAUAUUGCCAUAUUUUUGCUGAAUUAUUUAGUAGAGAACAUCGACAAUAAAGUUCGCAACUUUUGGUCGCUGAUAAAAAAGCCUUGCCUGUACCGGAAGUAGCAGACGAUGUGCGCGUGACGUCACGGGUUGUGGAGCUCCUCACAUCUGAACAUUGUUUACAGUCAUGGCCACCAGCAGCAAGAGCGAUUCGGACCGAUAAAGCAACGAUUUCCCCAUUAAUUUGAGCGAGAAUGAAAGAUUCGUGGAUGAGGAAAGUGAGAGUGAAAGAUUAGAAAAAAAAAGACGUCAGAUGUUAUUAGACACAUUUACUAGGAUAAUUCUGGAAAAUCCCUUAUCUGCGUAUUGUGUUACUAGUGUUUUAGUGAGAUUACAUUAGAUUAUAUUAGAUUAGAUAGUACUUUAUUUAUUCCGUCAGGAGAGUUCCUUCAGGAAAAUUAAAAUUUUCAGCACAAUCCCAUUCAAGAUUUGACAAACAUUACAGGGAGACAGAACAGGAUCGCUGACGGGUCUGCUGGCUUCCAGCGCCCCUUACAAAAAAAGAUGACAUACAGGUAAACAGGGGGGGAGAAAAGAAUAGAAGAUUAAAAUAAAAAAAAUAAAAAAAUGUUCUUAGCCUGGGCCCUGGAGUUGGGGUG
Molecule: messenger RNA, 9485 nt
Organism: Nerophis ophidion (straightnose pipefish)
Lineage: Eukaryota; Metazoa; Chordata; Actinopteri; Syngnathiformes; Syngnathidae
Product: leucine-rich repeat transmembrane neuronal protein 4
Exons: 4
Coding region: 710-2662 (650 amino acids)
Cellular component (GO): plasma membrane
Molecular function (GO): protein binding
Source: RefSeq, a predicted model, not a curated record